Drosophila rhopaloa is the source of this 640-nucleotide messenger RNA. RefSeq names its product mitochondrial pyruvate carrier 2-like. The transcript has 3 exons. The record is from RefSeq and is a predicted model, not a curated record. NCBI's taxonomy places the organism in Eukaryota, Metazoa, Arthropoda, Insecta, Diptera, Drosophilidae. The coding region runs from base 76 to 495 and encodes 139 amino acids. Gene Ontology annotation, cellular component: mitochondrial inner membrane. Gene Ontology annotation, biological process: pyruvate import into mitochondria.
UAAAAAUGUGAUAUAUUUAAAAAUUUAUUAUUUUUAAUUUUUCGUAUUCAAAAUUUCAAAAUAUUUUCUACAAAAAUGCCUAAAGGGAUAGGGCCUCUUUCGAAGUUGUAUAAUGCCACCAUUAGUGCAAUAGAUAAGAUCGUCCCAAAUGCUAUGCAGCCAAUAUGGCAGUCUCCAGUAGGUCCCCGCACGGUUUUUUUUUGGGCACCGAUGUUUAAAUGGACUCUAGCAGUGGCAGGUCUGAGCGAUACGGUGAAUCGUCCUGCUUCGGCCAUCUCUCUUAACCAGAGCGCCUCCUUGGCAAUUACAUGCUUAAUUUGGACCCGCUACGCAGUGGUUAUAAUACCCAAGAACUACAAUUAUAUGGGCGCCAAUAUAGCCAUCUUCCUAGUCCAAAGUUAUCUAAUUAUCAAGCAUCUGAGGUGGCGCCAAGAGAAUGCCCGGAAUGCGGUGUACAAUCAUACUCACUUUUCGAUCCCAGCGGAGGAUGAUUGAUAGAAAGCGGAGUCCUUUAAUGGAUACUGUAUUCAUGGGUUCACGUAAUCGAAAAGAUUAAUUUUUGUAAGAUUUAACUAACCAGUAUAGGCACUAAGAAAUCUAUUUAAAAUUACAAAUAAUAUUGAAACUAUGAUUUAUCUUA